AUGGACACCCUAUUAACUGCGGAUAUUGUUGCUAACUCCCCGCGAUUCCGGCGAAAGUCGUCAACAUUUGUUGAUGCAAUUCAUGAUCUGCCCGAAAAGGCCGAUUUAGCACCGGCUCAGUUGUAUAGUACAGAGUCUGGCCGACUUUUCCACUCGGGCCGGAUUGUCAUUAUUACUGUGGGCUUACCAGCGAGGGGCAAGACGUUGGGCGUUAAGACCAGGAUCUUCCACCUUGGAGACUACAGGCGUGCUACUAUCCCAGUUGGUCAGGAUAUCCCUGAUGAUUACUUCUUUGUUAACGCAUCUGCUUCCUCCGUACUUUUGAGACAAAAAAUUGUAAAACGGUGCCGGGAAGACAUAUAUCAAUUUCUGAACGAUGAAAAUGGCCAGAUAGCAAUAUAUGAUGCUGUGAACCCCUUAGCUUCGGGACGACGAUCGCUUGCGAAGGAGUUCGCUAAGCAUGAUAUUGAGACCCUCUUUAUUGAGUCCUGGUGCGAUGAUGAGCGCAUUAUCGAAGAGAAUGUCCUUCGUGUAAAAAUAUCUUCACCUGACUAUGUAGGCUGGACCUCGGAGGAGGCAGUGAAGCACUAUUUGACCCGUAUAAACGCUCGGAUCCCUCAAUUCCAGACGAUGGAGGAAAAAGAUCUGAAUUAUAUCAAGAUGAUCAAUGCUGGCGAAAGGCUGAUUGUUAACAAUCGAAGUUUUGGUUAUCUUUCCCAUCGGAUCGUUUUUUAUCUUCUCAACCUUCACAUAAAAUCUAGACAUACAUAUUUCGCACGGGCCGGUGUUUCCCUGGAAGCGGACUCUUACAAAGCCGAUGCUUCCUUGUCAGAACAAGGAGAGGACUAUGCUAAGAAAAUGACUGAAUGUCUAUUGAGGCACAGAGAGUCUGAGAAGCAAGCAACAAUCGACCAAGGAGAGACAGACUAUGAGUUGAAACCUUUGACAGUUUGGACUUCCACCAGGCGUAGGACAAUCGAAACUGCAAAGUAUCUUCACGAGACAGGAUACAAAGUCCGACAGAGAUCACAACUGAGCCAGUUGAACCCAGGUGUUUGCGAAAAGAUGUCAGAAAAAAAGAUUCGCGAGGAAUAUCCAGACGAGGUGGCAAAGCAUGAAUUGGACCCUUAUCACCAUAGGUACCCUCGGGCAGAGUCGUAUCACGACCUUGCUGUGCGCCUUGAGCCUAUAAUAUUGGAGCUUGAACGUGAGCAGAAUGACCUCCUCAUUAUUGCACAUGAAAGUGUCCUAAGGGUUCUAUACGGCUAUCUUAUGGCAUGCAAUGCGGCGGAUAUUCCAUUCCUAGAGUUCCCCCGAGACGAGAUAAUUGAGAUCAUCCCGGAGAGCUACCAAAAUGAGGCUCGCAGGAUCCAUAUUCCGGACCUCCCCAAGGAAAUCAUCCCUGGCUCACCCCAAGACAUCAAAAUACCCGUGCCCCCCAGUGGGGUCACAACCCCUUUGGUUGGAGGAUUAAGUAGUCCACAAGAAGGGUUUUCGACGCCACAAAGCGGACUUCGGACCCCUCGGGAGCCUGAGAGAAUAUCCCAGCAGCAUGUUGAGGAUUGUACAGUAUGUACUGGACGUGAAGGCUCAGCUGUGGUGGGAAGGAACAGGGGUUUUCCAGUGUUCAUUUGCGACAACCCUUCCUUUUAUAUCUCUGUCUCCACGCCACGAAAUACGCCGAAAAUAUACUCUAUAGGCAUUACACCCCAAAAGUUCAAGCCCAUGGUAUCCAUCACAAGCGAUUAUAUCAGCGUCGGCGGAAAUAGGCAUCCCGCCGCCGCCGACUGGGAUGUUCAGUCCGGGGUGCUUGCCUUUGGUGCAGACAACAAUGUGGCUUUGUGGGACCCUAAGGAUAAGUUUCAGUGUGGGGUCUACUCUCUUCUUGUCGGUCAUACCGACAAGGUCAAUGCUGUUAAAUUUUGUACAUGUCCCACUACGAGCACAAAAUUCCUUGUCACUGCCUCUGCCGAUCACACAGUCCGGAUAUGGCAAGCUGUAACAGGUACCCGUCUCCAAUUCAAGCAUGCGCAAACUCUAGAAGGUCAUACAAGCUCGAUAAACACAAUCGCUGUCUGUAAUGGAGCGGGUCUCGUUGCAUCGGGGGCGGCAGAUGGAAGUGUUAAAAUUUGGAGGAUAACGUUCCAGGACGAAGGAGCUAAGAGCGAGCUACUCACAACCAUAGUUAUGAAACCACGCUUUUUCCCUCUGGCAUUGGCACUCAAGUCGCUCCAGGCAGAUGGACCCAUGAUAUUGGCAGUCGCAGGUACUACAAAUAUCGUACAUAUUUACAUCCUUGAAGACCUCCUCGGUGAUACUAGUUUCAGGCUUGCUGCUGUGCUAUCUGGUCACGAGGCUUGGGUGCGCUCUCUGUCGUUCACGCGGGAUAAGCAGAGCAAAACAGGAGACAUCCUGCUCGCAUCUGCUAGUCAGGACAAGUAUAUUCGUCUCUGGCGAAUUCAACGCGGGGAGGUUACCCUUGCAGCGCCGGCAGGAGACGAGGAUCCCGUGCUAGGCGAACUCGAACCGACAUUAUCAAACAAAGCUCAUCAAUUUAAUGCAGCGGGGUCGAAGUACUCUGUUACCUUUGAAGCUCUUCUGUUCGGAAAUGAGGACUGGAUUUACACGACUACAUGGAACCCCAACCCCGAACGUCAACAGCUUCUCUCUGCUUCUGCGGAUAAUACGUUGACCAUCUGGGAACAAGAUACCGUCUCGGGAGUUUGGGUUUCGGCUGAAAGAAUGGGGGAAAUUAGUGUUCAAAAAGGGUCUACUACAGCUACAGGUAGCACUGGUGGGUUCUGGAUUGGCCUCUGGUCACCGGACGGUAACCAAGUAGUAAGCCUUGGGCGAACAGGCAGCUGGAGGGCAUGGAGCUAUGAUGCAGAUGCGGACGUCUGGGUGCAGACACUGGGCAUAUCGGGACAUGUGCGCUCGGUUAAUGGUGUACGGUGGGAACCGUCUGGGGGCUAUUUAUUGUCUACCAGUGCAGACCAGACGACUCGGCUUCAUGCACAGUGGCUACGAGAUGGAAAACAGUCGUGGCAUGAGUUCUCAAGGCCACAGAUUCACGGUUAUGAUCUGAACUGUGUCGAUACAUUGGGACCUGCGCGCUUCGUUUCCGGCGCAGAUGAGAAGCUUUUGCGGGUGUUCAACGAGCCCAAACCGAUUGCUAAGUUACUAGAGAAACUUUCUGCAUUCAAGCAAUUAGCAGAGGGAGAACUGCCAGAUACGGCUCAGAUCCCAGUUUUGGGUCUCUCAAACCAAUCGAUGGGAGAAGCUCCAAUGGGCGAGGGAGAAGGGGAGGAGGGAAAUGCCACCAAUAUUGGCCAAGCCCAGGCAAAUCAGACAAUACUCUCGGAUUCGAAUCAGCCACCCUUAGAAGAUCAGCUAGCGCGUUACACAUUAUGGCCAGAGCACGAAAAACUCUACGGUCAUGGCUAUGAAAUUUCGGCUGUGGCCGUCAGCCAUGACUGCACGCUCAUUGCUACGGCCUGUAAGGCGAGCUCAAUAGAUCAUGCAGUGGUUCGUCUCUAUGAUACAUCGGACUGGCAUGAAAUACGGCCUUCCCUUGCAGCCCAUUCUUUGACUAUUACAAGUCUUUCAUUUUCUCGCGAUGACCAGUACCUUCUGAGUGUUGGGCGAGACCGGCAGUGGGCAGUUUACAGCCGCAGUGAACAAGACCGAUCUGCGUUCUCACUCAUAGAAUCUCACCCUAAGGGCCAUUCAAGAAUGAUCUUGGACGCCGCUUGGGCCCCUGUACCGGAUAUCCACACCUUCGCCACAGCUGGUCGCGAUAAGUUAGUGAAAAUCUGGCAAAUUAGCAAAGGGUCCUUUGUAUGCAAAACAACAGUCACACUGAAGAGCUCCGUUACUGCAAUAUCGUUCUUCCCGAAGGUGCAGGCGAAUUCACUCUUCCUCGCGACAGGCGAGGAUAGCGGCGAAUUGUCGUUAUACAGAAUCGCAGUUGACAGCCUGGAGGCAACCCAUCUGGGCAAUAUCGACAGGCUGAUAUCCCCAUCCAAGGCGAUCACACAGCUCGCAUGGCGACCUUCCGCGAAAUAUGAUACCAGCCAAGACGAAUAUAGUCUCAAGCUUGCCGUUGCAAGUGAAGAUACCUCAACGCGUAUAUAUUCUAUUUCCAGCAUGGUUUCAUGA
This is a messenger RNA of Aspergillus pseudonomiae, 4158 nucleotides long. Its product is annotated as Elongator subunit ELP2. Gene Ontology annotation, biological process: tRNA wobble uridine modification; fructose 2,6-bisphosphate metabolic process; fructose metabolic process. The transcript has 13 exons. The coding region runs from base 1 to 4158 and encodes 1385 amino acids. The record is from RefSeq and is a predicted model, not a curated record. Gene Ontology annotation, cellular component: elongator holoenzyme complex. Lineage: Eukaryota; Fungi; Ascomycota; Eurotiomycetes; Eurotiales; Aspergillaceae. Gene Ontology annotation, molecular function: 6-phosphofructo-2-kinase activity; ATP binding; protein binding.